AUGGAGAAGGUGGUGGAGAGCUGUCCCCCCCAGUGGGUGCUGGUGUCAACAGCAACAGCUGGCACUUCAGAUACGGCGCUGGACAGGGCUACAUGCCCCCUCAGCCUCUGAAACCUGGAGAGAUUCCACCUGAAGCCUUCAUCAUCCCUGGAUCUCCAGCCAUCAUUUCCAUCCGACACGACCCGGGCCCCGUGGAUGACAAAGGUGAUUUCAUAAGCUUUGGUAAGAAGGAGGAGGCCAAGAAGAAGAAAAAGAAGAAGAAGGACAAGAAGGACAAGAAGGAUAAAGGAAAAGAUGACGGGGAUGAUUAGAGGAGAGGUGACCCAGAAGCAGAGCAACCACUUACACUACCAUCCCAAUUUCAGAGCCAGAAAACAAUAAAAAUAAACCAGAUGCACACAUAACCGUGGGAGCCGUCAUUCACCAUAUUUGCAUAGACUUUGUACAGUGGCCAAAUCCUCAUUCGACCAGGCCUGGCUCCCACAUCAACCAAACACCAACUGUUCUUUUAUCUAAAAGGCUGGACCAAAUUAAAACA
This is a messenger RNA of Austrofundulus limnaeus, 538 nucleotides long. RefSeq names its product protocadherin alpha-C2. NCBI's taxonomy places the organism in Eukaryota, Metazoa, Chordata, Actinopteri, Cyprinodontiformes, Rivulidae. Gene Ontology annotation, molecular function: calcium ion binding. The record is from RefSeq and is a predicted model, not a curated record. Gene Ontology annotation, biological process: homophilic cell-cell adhesion. Gene Ontology annotation, cellular component: plasma membrane.